Microcebus murinus (gray mouse lemur) is the source of this 5310-nucleotide messenger RNA. RefSeq names its product microtubule affinity regulating kinase 1 (gene MARK1). The record is from RefSeq and is a predicted model, not a curated record. Gene Ontology annotation, molecular function: protein serine/threonine kinase activity; ATP binding. Lineage: Eukaryota; Metazoa; Chordata; Mammalia; Primates; Cheirogaleidae. Gene Ontology annotation, cellular component: cytoplasm. Gene Ontology annotation, biological process: intracellular signal transduction; protein phosphorylation.
GCCGCUCCGCGCGCAGCCGGCUCGGGCCGCUCCUCCCGACUGAGGCGCGGCGGCGGGGGCGGUGACCGCGCGGACGGAGCCGGGACGCUCGCGCCGGGGGCUCAGGGCGCCGCCGCCGCUGGGCCCCGGGCGCGUGGAUGCGGCUGGGUCGGGCGGCGCCGCACACCUGAGGCGACGAGCGGGGCGCGGCGCGGGCGGCGCUGUCAGGGCCGCGGCUUCCGACGCCGAGGCGCGCUCGCCGGGACGGGCCGGGCAGUGAUUUGAGGCUCCGGGUUCACCUUCACCCAUGGCCCGGAGAGCCUAGUGGGCCCUGGCCGCCGCCUCCCGCCUCCCCUGCCCUGCCUCCUUCCUUUCGGCGCCGCAUCCUGCCAUCCUCCCCGCCUGGCCAGCGCCGGGCAACCGCCUCGCCCGGAGCCCUCCCUCGUUACUGCCCGCGUCCCCCGGCGCCGCCGCCGCGGGAAGCGGCUCCCCCUCCCCUUCCUCCGCGUCCUCUUCCCCGUCUCCCCCGCCGGGGCCGCUUGUUGCACCGCCCCGCGGCCUGCGGGAGCCGCUCGCCCCGGCCCCGGCCUUUUGCUCGCGUCCGCGCUCCCUUCUUCUCGCCCCCGGGGCCCGCACCCCAGCCCGGCCGGCGAGACCCAGGCCCGACCCCGUCGCCCGCACAAAAUGUCGGCCCGGACGCCAUUGCCGACGGUGAACGAGCGGGACACGGAAAAUCACACAUCUGUGGAUGGGUAUACUGAACCACACAUCCAGCCUACCAAGUCAAGUAGCAGACAGAACAUCCCCCGGUGUAGAAACUCCAUUACGUCAGCAACAGAUGAACAACAGCCUCAUAUUGGAAAAUACCGUUUACAAAAAACAAUAGGGAAGGGAAAUUUUGCCAAAGUGAAAUUGGCAAGACAUGUUCUAACUGGUAGAGAGGUUGCUGUGAAAAUAAUAGACAAAACUCAGCUAAAUCCUACCAGUCUACAAAAGUUGUUUCGAGAAGUACGAAUAAUGAAGAUAUUGAAUCAUCCUAACAUAGUAAAAUUGUUUGAAGUUAUUGAAACAGAGAAGACCCUCUAUUUAGUCAUGGAGUACGCGAGUGGGGGUGAAGUAUUUGAUUACUUAGUUGCCCACGGAAGAAUGAAAGAGAAAGAGGCCCGUGCAAAAUUUAGGCAGAUUGUAUCUGCUGUACAGUAUUGUCAUCAAAAGUGCAUUGUUCACCGUGAUCUUAAGGCUGAAAACCUUCUCCUUGAUGCUGAUAUGAAUAUUAAAAUUGCUGACUUUGGUUUUAGUAAUGAAUUUACAGUUGGGAACAAAUUGGACACAUUUUGUGGAAGCCCACCCUACGCCGCUCCUGAGCUUUUCCAAGGAAAGAAGUACGAUGGGCCUGAAGUGGAUGUGUGGAGUCUGGGCGUCAUUCUUUAUACAUUAGUCAGUGGCUCCUUGCCUUUUGACGGCCAAAAUUUAAAGGAACUGCGGGAACGAGUCUUAAGAGGGAAGUACCGUAUUCCCUUCUAUAUGUCCACCGACUGUGAAAAUCUUCUGAAGAAAUUAUUAGUGCUAAAUCCAAUAAAGAGAGGCAGCUUGGAACAAAUAAUGAAAGAUCGAUGGAUGAAUGUUGGUCAUGAGGAAGAAGAACUAAAGCCAUAUACUGAGCCUGAUCCAGAUUUCAAUGACACAAAAAGAAUAGACAUUAUGGUCACCAUGGGUUUUGCACGAGAUGAAAUAAAUGACGCCUUAAUAAACCAGAAAUAUGAUGAAGUUAUGGCUACCUAUAUUCUUCUAGGCAGAAAACCACCUGAAUUUGAAGGCGGUGAGUCAUUAUCCAGUGGAAACUUGUGUCAGAGAUCCCGGCCCAGUAGUGACUUAAACAACAGCACUCUUCAGUCCCCUGCUCACCUGAAGGUCCAGCGAAGCAUUUCUGCAAAUCAGAAGCAGCGGCGUUUCAGUGAUCAUGCUGGUCCAUCCAUUCCUCCUGCUGUAUCAUAUACCAAAAGACCUCAGGCUAACAGCGUGGAAAGUGAACAGAAAGAGGAGUGGGACAAAGAUGUGGCUCGAAAACUCGGCAGCACAACAGUUGGAUCAAAAAGCGAGAUGACCGCAAGCCCUCUUGUAGGGCCAGAGAGGAAAAAAUCUUCAACUAUUCCAAGUAACAACGCAUAUCCUGGAGGUAGCAUGGCAAGAAGGAAUACCUAUGUUUGUGAAAGGACCACGGAUCGAUACAUGGCAUUACAGAAUGGAAAAGACAACAGCCUUACAGAGAUGUCUGUGAGUAGCAUUCCUUCCGCAGGCUCUUCUGUGGCCUCUGCUGUCCCCUCAGCACGACCCCGCCACCAGAAGUCCAUGUCCACUUCUGGUCAUCCCAUUAAAGUCACACUGCCAACCAUUAAAGACGGCUCUGAAGCUUAUCGGCCUGGCAGUACAACCCAGAGAGUGCCUGCUGCUUCCCCAUCUGCUCACAGUAUUAGUGCUUCCACUCCAGACCGGACCCGGUUUCCCCGAGGGAGUUCCAGUCGAAGCACUUUCCAUGGCGAACAGCUUCGGGAGCGACGCAGCGCAGCUUAUAACGGGCCACCUGCUUCACCGUCCCACGAAACGGGCGCAUUUGCACACGCCAGAAGGGGAACGUCAACUGGUAUAAUAAGCAAAAUCACAUCCAAAUUUGUUCGCAGGGAUCCAAGUGAAGGCGAAGCCAGUGGCAGAACCGACACCUCAAGAAGUACAUCAGGGGAACCAAAAGAAAGAGACAAGGAAGAGGGUAAAGAUUCCAAACCGCGUUCUUUGCGGUUCACGUGGAGUAUGAAGACCACUAGCUCAAUGGACCCUAAUGACAUGAUGAGAGAGAUCCGAAAAGUAUUAGAUGCAAAUAACUGUGAUUACGAACAAAAGGAGAGGUUUUUGCUUUUCUGUGUCCAUGGAGAUGCUAGACAGGACAGCCUCGUGCAGUGGGAGAUGGAAGUCUGCAAGUUGCCACGGCUGUCACUCAAUGGGGUCCGCUUCAAGCGAAUAUCUGGGACAUCAAUUGCCUUUAAGAACAUUGCAUCCAAAAUAGCAAAUGAGCUUAAGCUGUAAAGAAAUCCAAAUUUACAGGAUCAGGGAAGACACAUCCAUAUAAGAGGUACAGUUUUUGAAUGUACUGGUAAUGCCGAAUGUGGUCCACCUGUGAAUCUCCCCAUGUAGAAUCUGCCCUUAACGCAAUAAGGUUAUACAUAGUUAUGAACUGUAAAAUUAAAGUCAGUAUGAACUAUAAUAAAUAUCUGUAGCUUAAAAAGUAGGUUCACAUGUACAGGUAAGUAUAUUGUGUAUUUCUGUUCAUUUCUGUUCAUAGAGUUGUAUAAUAAAACAUGAUUGCUUAAAAACUUGUAUAGUUGUCUAGAUUUCUGCACAUAAAUGUACAUUUGAUGCUUUGAGUUGAAAAUGUUCUUCCCUGUUAUUUACAUUCUGGUGGGUUUUUUAAAUUCUUACCUCCAUCUUGCAAUUUUGAAAAUUGUGUCCAGAAUUAAAAGUACACAGAAAUAGUCUUUACAAUUGUAGCAUGGACUUUUUAAAAUUAUUUUAAAAUCAUAUUUAAAUUUAAACCAGAAGCUGAUAAAUAGACCAGCUUUGUUAUACACAGAAUUACUCCUGCUUACCUUUGCUCUUAUCCUUGUUAUCAAACAAGGUUUCAUUGAGAAAGAUACAAAGGGUUUUACAGUGUUGGCACUUAGAGUUUUUAAAAUAAAGUAUGUGAAAAUAAACAAUAGCUUUUGUCUUGAGCUAACCAAGAAGUACUGGAGGUAAAGUUAAAUCUACAUCAAGUUUCUUUUGAACUUUGAAGUGUUUUCUGACCCUGCUAAUUGUAGCAGCAAAAUUAAAAAGAAACAAUACUUUGUCUGGCUAUUAUAAUGUAAACUGUCACUUAGGUUUGCUGCCUUCAGAAUACCGCAAUGUAAUUGCGGGAAUAUACUACUAUUGGGACUGUCUCAUAGCACAAACUCAUCUGUACAGUGUUGAUCAAUGCAUCAGUUAAGAAAUAAUGCCACCUCAGGAAUUAACUGGCAUUGGGAACAUUUGCCUCAUUCUCCUCCAUGCUCUUCAUCCACCCCUGCCGUUGUAAUAUCUGUAAGUACUUAAGAGACUUGUGAGCAAAACAUACUAUUUAUAACAGUGUAUUAUUGAUUUACGCUUACGUGGUUGUUCAGUUUGUUCCCAUGUAACAUUUGUUUUAAAUAUUUUGCCAGAUUUCUUGUAUUUAUUCCACAUCAUUAUGCCUAAAAUGUGCGGCUUUGUAAUUGGGCAUUUGCCUACCUUUCUUUCAUAAUUAGUGAUAUAUAUGCUAUGUAAAAUCACUAGUAAAGGUACAUUUUAAUACUUGUUAUUUUAUACUGAAUUAGCCUUGGAGGUUGACUGUGCAAUGUUAUUUAAUGUUGUAAUUACUGUAAUAUCCAAAUAUGGGCCCCAUCUGCACACUCCUGAGAAACAAAAAGUAUAUUCAAAUUUUAUCAGUUUAAGGAAAAAUAAAGCUGUGAUAAAUACUGUAAUUCUGACCUACAUUAGAAAGCUCUAAGUGUAGGUGAUGAGCCAUUCCAUAAUGGCUGCCAGGCUAGGAUGAAUUUUACAUUCUGUACUGUACUGUGAUGUAGCUUUCUUCUGUAACAGUUCUGUUCUAAAAUGAAGUGUAUUUUUGCCUUAGCAAAGGGUGGUGUUUGGAAAAAAAAAAAAAAACUGUGUAGCCCCUUUUUAACCUAGUGCUCAUUCAAAAAAAUUGAUGCAAAUCUUUAUUCACUUUCACUGGUGCACACUGAAAUUUUACUUGAACAGUUCUCAUAAUAAAGCACUUGUCUUUUGCUCUUUAUCAGGAUGUGAAUUACCUGUUUUCUGGUACAAAAGUAUUCUGUAUGAGGAGUUUAUGUGUUUUAAAUUUACUUGGCAAGGGGUGAAGCUAUGUUGGAUUUCAAGAUGCCAUUAUGACAAGAAAAUUUAAUCUUUUUAUAGGAGUUCCUAUGGUUGAAAUACUUUUUAAAAAAAUAGUCCUCAUGCCUUUUCCAAGGUAGAAAAUGAUAUUUUUUACAUUUUCUCACUCUGGCCAACUCUUCUGUGUUUGUGGAAAGGAAUUUUACAUCAAUAUUUUUUAUGAACUAAAACUGAAAUCUUGAUAUUCACUUUAGACUUUCCAUUUUAUGUGUUCAUGACAACAUAAAUAUUUUUUGAAGAUUUAGAGGAAUUUUCGACAUGUUUGCAUAAAUAAAUACCAGUUUAUGUUCACUGGCUAUGUGAUACCAGGAUUCCUUGGCUUCUGUUGAAAUAUUAUUUGGUAUGACAUCCCUUGUAUUAAAUUAUUUUGUA